This is a messenger RNA of Protomyces lactucae-debilis, 1515 nucleotides long. RefSeq names its product acetyl-coenzyme A transporter 1-domain-containing protein. The coding region runs from base 1 to 1515 and encodes 504 amino acids. Lineage: Eukaryota; Fungi; Ascomycota; Taphrinomycetes; Taphrinales; Protomycetaceae. The transcript has a single exon. Gene Ontology annotation, molecular function: acetyl-CoA transmembrane transporter activity. The record is from RefSeq and is a predicted model, not a curated record. Gene Ontology annotation, cellular component: membrane.
AUGACGCUGCGCCAUGUUACGCCCAUCGAACUGGCUCCGCGUGAAACUGGCUUCCAGGAGAUUGAGAAGCCAAACGCGCAACGUGGCCUGUCGCUCAAGGACAAGCAGGCCCUUGCGCUCCUCAUUGUGCUGUAUGCGCUACAGGGGGUGCCUUUAGGACUGACAAUGGGCUCCUUGCCGUAUCUACUGCAACCACAUCUGGACUAUGCCUCUCUGGGCACCUUUUCGCUCGCUGGCUACCCCUAUAGUCUCAAGCUGCUGUGGAGCCCCAUUGUCGAUGCUCUGUACGUGACAAGCAUCGGCAGACGCAAGAGUUGGAUUCUGCCUGUGCAAGCAGCAGUGGGCGUCUGUCUCUUGUAUAUCGGGAGGUUUGCAGAUGAAUGGGUCGACAAUGCUGGUGCCUCUCUCAAGACACUUACAUGCUUCUUCUUCUUCCUUGUCUUGCUGUGUGCAACGCAAGACAUUGCUGUGGAUGGCUGGGCACUGACGCUGCUCUCUGAAGAAAAUCUAAGCUAUGCAUCGACGGCACAGACUAUUGGCCUCAAUACCGGCUACUUCUUGUCCUUCACCGUCUUUCUGGCCUUUCAGUCGCCCGAGUUUGCAAACACUUACUGGCGAAAUGCUGCAAAUCAGUCGUCACUGGGUCUCAUCACGCUAUCUGGCUACAUUACUGCUUGCGGUUGGAUCUUUCUUGUCGUCACUGCCUUUCUGCUGCUCAUCAAGCGCGAAGCCAAAGAGACAAACGUUACUGAAAGCGUCAGGGAGGUCUAUGAAUCCAUUUGGACCGUCACCAAGCUUCCUCAGGUGCGCACCUUUAUGCUGAUUCAUCUCAUCGCCAAGAUUGGCUUCGUCACAAACGAUAGUGUCACAAAUCUCAAGCUCCUUGAAAAAGGCCUCAAAAAGGAAGACUUGUCGCUUGCAGUGUUGAUUGAUUUCCCGCUCGAAAUUCUGUUUGGUUUCCUGGCUGCCAAGUGGUCGACUGGGCCACGUCCACUACGGCCCUGGCUGCUCGCCUUUCAGGGCAGGCUCGUGGCUGCAGUCCUUGGCAUGCUACUCGUUUACUACAUGCCAAAAGAAGUCGGCUGGUUCUACUUUACGCUCAUUGUACUCGAGCACAUCAUCAGUUCAUUUAUGAGCACCGUACAGUUUGUCAGCGCUAGUGCCUUCCACACACAGAUUGCCGACCCUUUGAUUGGAGGCACCUACAUGACGCUCCUCAACACAAUCUCCAACCUUGGGGGCACCUGGCCAAAGUACUUUGUACUUGAAGGUGUAGAGUACUUUACACGCAAACGAUGCACCUCCAAAGAGGCAGCUUUUGCAAUUCUUGGCAAAAUAGAUCAAGAAAGGUGCGAAGCAGCCGGAGGCAAGGUCAGCUUCACUGUCGAUGGCUACUAUGUCAUCAACAUUCUGUGCCUCAUUGUUGGUGCGAUAUCAUUCUGGGCCUUCAUCAAGCCCAAGACGCUGCAUCUACAGAGUCUGGGACCGCGGAGUUGGCGCAUCUCCAAGAGCUAG